Messenger RNA from Cladophialophora psammophila CBS 110553, 753 nucleotides. RefSeq lists its product as uncharacterized. The coding region runs from base 1 to 753 and encodes 250 amino acids. The transcript has 5 exons. The record is from RefSeq and is a predicted model, not a curated record. Lineage: Eukaryota; Fungi; Ascomycota; Eurotiomycetes; Chaetothyriales; Herpotrichiellaceae.
AUGUCAUUUGCAAUCACCGCAACAACAUCCAAGGAAUGGGCAAUUCAAAAGGUUUUUGACCCCAACGACGUCGCCGGGGCUCGACAAUCAGGCUGGACGAAUCCAAUUUACACCAAAUACCGAUCCCCCUUUAUCAUCUGCAACAAUAAGACAACUUGCUUGAGGUACCCACCCUCAGGCACCGGGAAAACCAGCUGCGAGCUAGUUCGAGUUCUCCUGGAUGACGAGCCAUGGUCCAUUGGAGAUGAAAGAUUAUGUCAGCAAAUCCACACUGCCGGCAACCUCGCCAUCGCAAGCACAACAUUCAUCGGUGUUGCAUUCCUUCUCACGGUCGUUCUGGUUCUCGCGUCGGUACAAUUUCUAAAUAGCAGUUCCGCUAACGGCACUGUCGCUUCCAAACGGGGAGAGAAGACUGCCGAUGGUGAUGGCGAAGCCCGUGGUACGACAACCACCGAACGAUUGCCCCAGCAAAGGCACACAUCCUUCCUCGGAUCUACAGCUCCGUAUUUGAACCUCGCCCUGAUCGUCUUCUCCUUACUCGGAGCGGCCAUGUAUUUCAUCGCACAGUUCUACGGCGUUGAAGCCUUGGUGCAGUCGGCUCCCGACAACGGGGCCCUGGAUUCAGGGCAAGGCUAUCUCGAUCUACGGGACGAUCGCCUGGCUGGCGAGCUUGAUGGCAGCUGGUGCGGCGGCAAGUACGUGGGGUCUACCGAGUUUCGGAAAGCUGCUCUGAACGGCGACCGAGGGUAUUAG